Molecule: messenger RNA, 1671 nt
Organism: Stylophora pistillata
Lineage: Eukaryota; Metazoa; Cnidaria; Anthozoa; Scleractinia; Pocilloporidae
Product: carbohydrate sulfotransferase 5
Biological process (GO): sulfur compound metabolic process; N-acetylglucosamine metabolic process
Molecular function (GO): N-acetylglucosamine 6-O-sulfotransferase activity
Source: RefSeq, a predicted model, not a curated record
CUCGUUUGACCACCGGGUUUAGCUAUGCCCUUAUAUUAUGCGCAAGUUCAGAUCGUUUGAAAGACACUUUCGUGCUUCUCAAAACAGAUUGAUUUUGCCUUGGAAACCGUAUCACAAUGUGCUGGUCACCCAAUUGCUAUUUAGUCAACAUCUCAGGACAUUAAGUUGUAAAUGUUUGCCGUGAACUACAAAAUUUACCUUGAUGAUACGACUCGCAAGACCGCUUAAGAAGAAAGUGGGAUCGAAGCUUCUUCGGAUAUGCUUUGUGACAAUUUUUCUCACAUGCGUUUGUUUUGUUCGUCUAUCCCUAAAACCUUUGGAUUACCACGAUGAAAAGCUCAAUGAAAUUUCAAGCAAUGAUUUCGGCGGUUUCAAGACAUUCCUCGAUGGUUCGACAGAAACAGCGCGUAGAAACCUAAUCAUAGUGUCUCAUGGUCGAUCUGGGUCUACUCUGACAGGAGAUAUUUUCAACCAUCAUCCUUCAGUGUUUUACAUGUACGAACCGUUACAAACCGCGCAACGAGUUCACAAGAAGAACACGAAUCAAACUAGUUACAACAGGCUGGCAGGAGAGCUUUUAGCCUCCCUCGUUCGAUGCAGAUUCGAUCAGCCUCAGAUGCUGGCGGACAUUGAAAGUUACUACCGCAAACCAGCUCACCCGCGCGUCAGUCAUGCAAUGGGUUCACCACCUCUCUGUCCCUAUGAAAUGAAGGAUCCUAGAUGGAGUCCCGAACGUUGCCCUCCUAUGUCAAACCAGUUCUUAGGUGGUGUUUGUAAGGAUAAAUACGAUAUAACUGUCUUGAAAAUCCUGCUGUCUCGAAUUCCUGAGAAUAAUAUGAAAACAGUUUUAACCGCUUGUAACUCGCAAGACGUCGACUGCAAGAUUAUCUUCCUUGUUAGAGACCCUCGCGCAGUAAUCCCGUCUUCACUUCAGAUUGGUUUUUUUAAAGAACAAGGAGGGUCCGAUUCUAAGUUAGGCACGAGGGUGUACAGCUACGCGCUGUGUCAGCAAACGGAGAAGAAUUUGGAACUAGUUAGGAAGUUACCGGACUCUUUGCGUGCACGGAUUAAACUUCUGCGGUACGAGGAUUUGGCAAUGGAACCAUUAAAAACGUUAGACAGACUUUACAAUUUUGCUGGUUUACCUGUGUUGGAUAGCAUACGCGCAUGGUUAAACGAAACCACGCAGCAAAGUAGGAAGGCCUGUAAUCGUGAAUUAGAUGGUCCUUUAGUCACGUGCACAAAAGAUGAUGCUUGGGCAGCGGCAAAUCGCUGGAGAUGGAAGGUACAUCCGCACGAAAUCAACAUGAUAGAGCACUACUGUCGAGGCACGAUGCGCCUGAUGGGAUAUCGGCCUGUGGACAUGUCGCAUGACCUAUUGGCAAACGACAAGAUUCCACUGUUCAGCGAUGACUAUGAAGCGAAACACUGGUUUUUAAAUAACUCAACUCGCGAAGGUGACUCUUUACCUUGAAACACCUCCAUGUUAAAAGAUAAAUCACGUGUAUUCCAGAAAAUUUUGAUAGCAAAGGGCUUCGAUUCAUUUAGUUCGUACCAAACAAAACCAUUUUGAGCUACCUUAAGUUUUUUGGCGUUUUUUCUUUUCUUGUGGUAUCACAAUAAAUUUUCGAGGCCGAGAGCUAUCAUUCAGUCAUUCGUUAUCAAACAGAA